Messenger RNA from Scheffersomyces stipitis CBS 6054, 1536 nucleotides. It is a transcript of the gene HXT4, whose product is annotated as fructose symporter. The transcript has a single exon. The record is from RefSeq and is a predicted model, not a curated record. Gene Ontology annotation, biological process: transmembrane transport. The annotation marks the transcript as partial. Gene Ontology annotation, molecular function: myo-inositol:proton symporter activity. Gene Ontology annotation, cellular component: membrane. Lineage: Eukaryota; Fungi; Ascomycota; Pichiomycetes; Serinales; Debaryomycetaceae.
AGCAUUGAGACCGAUUUUAUUGAAAUUGAGCAGUUGGCUCAACAGGCAUCAAGAAAGAGGACCUUCUGGCAAAAGCUAUUGGACUGUGAGUUCGAAUUAGAGUUCAAGGACAAGAAACAUAUGGUCUGGCUCUUGGGAGCAUUUGCUUCUGCUGCCGGAAUACUUUCUGGAGUUGACCAGUCAAUUAUUAGUGGUGCAUCCAUUGGAAUGAAUACUGCUUUGAAGUUAACUGAUCACCAAUCCUCACUUGUCUCGAGUCUUAUGCCAUUAGGUGCCAUGGCAGGCUCUAUGAUGAUGACUCCAUUAAGUGAGUAUUUUGGAAGAAAGAAGGCGAUCGUUAUUUCUUGUCUUUGGUACUCCCUCGGAGCUGGACUCUGUGCUGGAGCCAAUUCUCAUGAGAUGAUGUUUGCAGGUAGAUUUAUUCUUGGAAUUGGUGUUGGAAUUGAGGGAGGUUCUGUUGGUAUUUAUAUUGCUGAAUCAGUGCCAGCUCAUGUUCGUGGUAAUUUGGUUUCUAUGUACCAGUUCAAUAUUGCCUUGGGAGAAGUUUUUGGUUUUGCAAUUGCCGCAAUAUUCUAUGACAUUCACGGUGGUUGGAGAUAUAUGGUUGGAUCUUCCUUGGUUUUCUCUACAAUCUUAUUUAUUGGUUUGCUCUUCCUACCAGAAUCUCCUCGUUAUUUGAUGUACAAGGGGAAGGUAGGAGAAUCCUAUAAUGUCUGGAAGAGAUUAAGAAAUGCUGAUGAUGAAAGCAGUAAGGUAGAAUUCUUGGAGAUGAGACAUAAUGCAAUCAUUGAUGAAGAUAGAAGAGCUCAUGAAAGCAAAUUUCAAGUAUGGAUGGACCUUUUCACAAUUCCAAGAAAUAGGCGUGCUUUAUUCUAUGCUGUUCUCAUGGUGUCUUUUGGUCAAUUAACUGGUAUUAACGCUGUCAUGUAUUAUUUGUCAACGCUUAUGCACAAGAUCGGUUUCAAUAUUAGGGCAUCAGUCUUCAUGUCACUUGUUGGAGGUGGAUCACUAUUAAUUGGUACAAUUCCAGCAAUUUUAUGGAUGGAUAGAUUUGGCCGUCGUGUUUGGGGAAUGAAUAUUAUUGGGUUUUUCAUUGGUUUAGUUCUUGUCGGUGUCGGCUAUAGAUUCAAUUCAGUUACUCAAAAAGAAGCUGCUCUUGGAGUCUAUCUUACUGGACUUAUUUUGUAUAUGUCAUUUUUUGGUGCUUAUGCAUGUUUGACAUGGGUGCUUCCUGCCGAAUCGUUUUCUUUGUCGACUAGAUCUGUUGGUAUGACAAUCUGUUCUACAUUCCUUUAUCUUUGGUCUUUUACCGUCACUUAUAAUUUCACCAAGAUGCAAAACGCUUUCACCUAUACUGGGUUAACUUUAGGCUUCUAUGGUGGUAUCGCUUUCAUUGGUUUCAUCUACCAAAUUUUGUUCAUGCCUGAAACUAAGGAUAAGACUUUGGAAGAAAUAGAUGAUAUAUUCUCCAAGUCUUCUUUCCAAGUUGCUAGAGAAAAUAUUAGUAACGUGAAAAGGUUCUGGGGUUUCAGCUAG